UCUGAUCAACCUAAGUCACACAGUCCCCUGCAACCCUCUGCAUGCUUGUCUACAAGGGUCUCCCCCACAUUCAAGUUCAUACUGCUCAGAAACAGUGAGCUUCGAGUGUUCCUUUUUUCUUCAUCACCCUCUGACAAAGAAAUCCAGAUGACACAGAAACCACUGAAGACAAUACCUGGAAAAUGGCAGUUUUGGAAAUAACUUUGGCUGUCAUCCUGACUCUACUGGGACUUGCCAUUCUGGCUAUUUUAUUAACAAGAUGGACACGGCGCAAGCAAAAUGAAAUUGAUGUCUCAAGAUACAGUUCAGAACAAAGUGCUGGUCUUCUGGACUAUGAGGAUGGUAGAGAUGUUCCCUCUCAGAGAUCUGAAAGAGCAAGAGGAUUCCGUCAUUUGUAUUCAACAGAAAGUGACACUUCAUAUGAUGAUCAAGAGGGAUCCAAAGGAGAUUACACACCAUCAGCCAACUCCUUAGCACUGUCUCGAUCAAGUAUUGGAGAACAAAGAGGUGAUGCAAAAACCCUCAAAGUAACUCCAGAACCUUUAUCAGGCUCAGCAGGACCUAUAACUGGAACCAUUGGACCCAUAAUGCAAUUCACAGCACCAAUUCCAGGAGCUACAGGACCUAUCAAGCUCUCUCAAAAAACCAUUGUGCAAACUCCAGGACCUAUUGUGCAAUAUACUGGGCCCAGUGGUGAAACUUCAGAAAUGACUACUACAGGAUCCUCUUUAGGAUCAACUCGUCACACAAACAUUGGAUCAGUUCCACCUGCCCUCACUGGUCCACCACCUUCAAUGCCCAGAGGUGUGCCCCCGCCUCCCAUAAUGAUUUCACAGAGAACCUCAAGUAAGUUCUUUACUUCUCAGCCUGUCAAAUGUGAGAUUUUUCCCAAGAAGAUAUAUUCUAUUCCUAAAAGAGUGACAAGGGCAAGGAGCUCAAAAGAAAAAGCAGGAAGACCAGUUAGUAGGACUGGAAUUAAAGAACCACCAGUUACAUGUGAGUGUGACAAGAAGCAUAGUGAUAAGGGUGAAGGUGGGGAGAAGUCUCCACAUUCCAUGUAUUUUUGGGGUACAGCCAACAGAUUCUGCCAUUACACUGAAUUUACUCCCAUGCCUGUUGUAAUUGGUCCAGUUGCAGCUGUGGACAGUUCUGGAAAAAUCACACUAUCUCCUAUGGUUAUAUUUCCAGGUUACAUGGAUGCAGAACUUGCAAAAAAAUCUGAUUUCAAGGCCAAGAUCCUAAAAAAUGGAGCCACUACAAAGUCUGAGAACAGCCAAGAAGAAAACAAGAAAACAUUAAAGAAGGAAAAGCUAGUCACAGAUUCUGAUGAAUCCUUGAACUCAGGGCACAAACCAGAGACAAAAACCAAAGCAAAAGAUACUGAGUUGGAGAAAGGUGAAAUAAAAAUGGAGGUCAAGUUAAAGGAGAGUGACACUAGGAUACCAAAAGAGGAAGACCAGGUAAAGGUGAGUGACAUUGGAAUACCACAAGAACAGGAGGCCCAUGUAGAGAUGAAUGAUACUAGAAUACCACAAGAACAGGAAGACCAAGAAAAAAAGAGUGAGUACGGAAUACUACAAGGGCAGAGAUCCCAAGUAAAGAAGAGUGAAUCUGGAAUAAAACAAGAACAGGGAUCUCAAGUACAGAAGAGUGAGUCUGGAAUAAAAGAAGGACAGGGAUCUCAAGUAAAGAGUGACACCAGAAUACAAGGACGGGAGUCCCAGGUGGAGAAUAGUGAAGCUGGAAUACCACAAAGACAGGAGUCUCCAGUAGAGAAUGGUGAAGCUGGAGUACCACAAGGACCACAGGAGUCCCCAGCAAAGACUAGUGAAGCUGGAACACCCCAAGGACAUGAGUCUGCAGUAAAGAGUAGUGAAUCUGAAAUACCGCUAGUUCAGGGUCCUCAAGUAAAGAGAGAGAGUUCUGAGGAUCAAGGCGAGCAGGGAAAUGCAAGGAAGAAGACAGAUACAGAAGAAAAUGAUGCUCUGAAGAAAAGUGAUGAAGGAAAGCACAAAGUUAAAGGAAAGAAAGAAUCAGAAGUUAAGAGUAAAAAAAUAAGGUUCAGUAAGGGGCAAAGGCAAAUAAAGGAAGAAGUACAACAAAAAGAUGGAAAGGGUAAGGGUAAAUAGAAGGAAGGCUCAUAAGUCAACUGAUUAUUAUGAUUCCCAUCCCCUAGAUACAAGUCACAACCCAGUUAUUGCUUAAAUGGAUCAUAAUUAGAGAAUCCCUUUAAUUUAUAUGUCUACAAUAGAUGUUUCACCAAUUUUAGUCCUCCCAGCUACAAAUCUUGGCUUCCAAUUCUUUGCUUUCUAAGUUGAUACUUUUAUGACUUAGUCAAGAAAGAUGAUACUUUCUGAAAUAAAACAUUUUGAGAAUGUUUGA
Lontra canadensis (Northern American river otter) is the source of this 2382-nucleotide messenger RNA. RefSeq names its product testis expressed basic protein 1 (gene TSBP1). NCBI's taxonomy places the organism in Eukaryota, Metazoa, Chordata, Mammalia, Carnivora, Mustelidae. The record is from RefSeq and is a predicted model, not a curated record. The coding region runs from base 183 to 2129 and encodes 648 amino acids. The transcript is spliced from 32 exons.